This is a messenger RNA of Drosophila mojavensis, 2560 nucleotides long. It is a transcript of the gene Cpr78Cb, whose product is annotated as pupal cuticle protein Edg-78E. Lineage: Eukaryota; Metazoa; Arthropoda; Insecta; Diptera; Drosophilidae. The record is from RefSeq and is a predicted model, not a curated record.
AGUGCUCAUUGUAGAAUAUAAUGUUUUAUAACAUUAAAUCUCUUUUGGAUUUGAGGGAUUGAUGGAUCUUUCCCACAUAAGCAAUAUGAGAUUACUAUAUAUAUAGCAUUUCGAAAUAAGUUUUUAUAUGCAAAAUUUCCAGUCUUUUAGUAGGACUAUCGACGGAACAGCAUCAUAUAGCAAAAAGUUGAUUGAGAAACUUUUUCAGCGUUUUGAUAAGAGAUAAGAGAUAUGUAUGUAGUUCUUGGAGCUUGAUAACCUUCUGUAAGUAUAAAGAACGUUUUUUACAGCAUUUGUUAUCUGAAACAUAUAAAAAUAUGACCAACAUCAUAAAUGAAUACAUUUUAUUACCCAAACUGGUUGGCCUAACCAUAUAUGUGUCGGAGUUGAUUGGCCUAAACAGUAAUAAUGCAAAUGAAAUGGCAUUCUUUCGGAUAUAUUCAUAUUCGUUUCGGAACUAAGAAUCGAAGAACUGGAACUAACAUCAAGUGCAGUCAUAAAUUAAUGUGGUUAGCUAAACAAACAGAGUGUUGGCUAUUAGCGCGGAAAUGGAUGAAUGGCCAUCGUGGAAUGAAGCGUCAAGCGACACGACUCCAAGCCAAUCGGAGGCAGUCCAAGCCAAGCCGAGCCAGGCCAGACCAAGCCACGACUGAGCAACAAUAGAGUCGUGCUUUGUUUGUUUAUGUUUAUUGAUUGUUCAGCUUCUUCGCUCAUCGAUGACUAGGCUAGAUAUACGACUACGUAUAAAGUGGGUAAGACGCGCUCGCAGAGGCCGCAGUAGGUUGGCUAACUUUGAACCUCGCAGAGCUCGGAUCGCGUCCAUCGUCGCGCUGUGUGUAAACGAAUAAACGAACGAACAUAUAUUUGGAUUAACUAGAGAUAAUUAUAUAUUAUAAUUUAUCAAAUUUACAAGUGUUUGUCCACUGUGUGCCACGCUCGGCAGAUAUGCGAAAUUUUCUGUUGAUCACUUGGCUGUGCCUGGCGCUGCUCGGGAGUCAGCUGGACGCCAGACUGGUGCGGGUGCGUCGCAUACGCCGUCUGGUGGGCCAGAGCGAACGCUAUGCCCAGAUUACGGACUAUCGGGUGUCGCCCCUGGACGAGACGGGCAUCUUCAAGUUCGCCUUCAAGACCAGCAACGGCAUCAAUGUGCAGACAGCGGGCAGUGCCCUGGAGACCAUUGGCAUCUUUAGCUACACCUCGCCGGAGGGCGUGCCGGCUCGGCUCGGCUUCCAUGUGGUGGGCAAGCACCUGCCCCGGCCGCCGCCCACGCCCAGCUACAUUCUGCGCGCCCUGGAGUACAUACGCACCCACAACGAGGAUGGCAGCCCGAAGGCCCCAACACUGUGAAACACGUCGUAGCUUGUAAUCAUUCAGAAGAAGGCUGAUAAUACCGUGUAGUAACCUGCUAAUAUCUACUGUUAGUUCUCGUAUAGCUUCUAGAUCGUGUCACCUGUUAUAAAUCAUCUCAUCUGCUCCUUCACACACCUUCACAACUCUUACAUCUAUAUAUAACUCCAAAAAUAUAAUCAAAUUAAUCAAAAUCUUAUGCGUGUUUCAGUUUUGGUCUGAUGACCCCAACAAAUCAGCUCUUGUUACGAGAUUAGCCAUAAAAACUGUUAAUAUGAUAAUCAAAUCAGCUUUUUUUUUGUUAUUAAUAUUAAUGCUCCUACUCAGAAAUCGAAAAUGAGAUUCUAUUUCGAUUGGCUUUACAGUUCUUUCCGGGUACUAAAGUAGUCAGUGAGUAUAAUGGAAUGAUAUGUGGUCUUUGAUUGCUUCGAAAUAUUUGUCAAACUAGUUAGCAACUUGGGUUUAUCGCGAGCCAUGAAGCGUGUCUUCUAGUCUUAAUUAUCGGCUAAUUCUUAUUUUUUUUUUGGGGAUAAAUCAUAUUAUUAGCAAAGGCUUAUCAUUAGGAAUCAACAUUUAAGUUAAGAAUGCAUACAUAAUUUGUUUAUUUUUAAAUUCGCAAAUCUCUUGAGUUUUUUUAAAGCAAAGACUUGAUUCGCACAGUAAGAGAGAGGGGAAAAGAGAGAGAGAGAGAGAGCAUAUAGAGAGCGAGUACAGAUAGAGGGAGAGGGGGCAUCGGAGUACAGCUAGAGGGAGCGCAACUAGAGGGAGCAUUGCUAGGGGAGCACAGGAAGAAUGAACACAGGUUGAAGCAGCAUAUGAAAAGCGAGCAUUGGUUACAGGGUACAAGUAGAACCCUCGUAGACAGAGGGGGCAUAGGAAGAUUAAAAGGCAUAGCCGCUUUCCAUAUUCAGGUAUUGCUUUUAUUACGUAUGACUAUAGAAUACAUUCAAAAAAUCUAAGAUAUCUCUUUGCCAACCAAUAAAAAUCAUUUACCAUGAGUAAUAAAGUUUAUCCUCUUGUUUUAUAUAGCAUCCACUUUAGCUUUUCUCUAUUUUCUUAGAAUUUUCUUUAAUUAUGGAAAUCGAAUAAAAUAUGUCGUAAGAAACAUUUCCCUUAUUUAAGACACAAAUACCACAAGAAUUAAGUUUUAUCCGCUUGUUUGAUUAAUAUGUCUUCAACAAAUACAUCUACAUAUACACUAUAUAUACAUAUA